Mercenaria mercenaria is the source of this 2069-nucleotide messenger RNA. RefSeq lists its product as uncharacterized. Bases 173 to 475 code for a protein of 100 amino acids. The transcript has 4 exons. The record is from RefSeq and is a predicted model, not a curated record. NCBI's taxonomy places the organism in Eukaryota, Metazoa, Mollusca, Bivalvia, Venerida, Veneridae.
CAAUUAAUACUUUUUUGUGCGAAGAUAAUAGUGCCUCCAUCACCUACAGCUUUGCAGCUACCUCAGAACUGGAUGUUCCCACCACCACCAUCACCACUAGGUCCAUCACCACCAUCACCAUUGUCAUCUGGGUUUGACAUUUCCAGACACGGCUCUGCUGACACGACCAUGUAUGCUGAACACUCUGUGGCAGGCCCUGAGGGAGGUGUUCCCCAGUAGUAAGCUUAAGGGUUGUGCAUUCCACUGGUCACAGGCUGUACAGAAGCACGUCGGAGAGUUUGGUCUCGCCAGAACAUACAGAGAAUGCCAGUCAGUACACAGUCUGAUACGCAAGUUAUUGGCACUGCCGUUCCUCCCUGCAGCAGACAUUAAACGGGCCUUCAGGAAACUACAAGAGCAGGCGGAAGACAGUUCUGAACAAGUCCAGGACCUCUUCACUUAUGUAAGCGACGAGUGGCUUGAAAGCUCUAAGUGAUCUGAAGAUGAAUGGUCUGUGUACCGUCAGACCAUCCGUACCAACAAUGACACAGAGGGGUGGCACCGAAAACUGAACACAAAGGCCGGCAGAGGGAAGGUCAAGACCUACCGCCUUCUGGAGAUCCUCCUUGUAGAAUCUAAGUUGGUGAAUCUAGAAGUGACCAGACUUCUUGAAGGAAGUACAUCCCGUCGAUGUCGUCUCAGUGAUGAAUGGUUGUUUGAUUUAUGGGACCAGUAUGAUAACCAUGACAUUGUGUGUGAAGAAUUCCUUGGAAAUGUGGGAAAAUACUAUGGACAGUUUUAGGUGAUAAGGAGAUGUCUUGUGACCAACAUUAACUGUGCCACUGUGUCUGAUGAAGUUUGAAACUUGCCCAACUGAGUUGUGAUAGGUGUAUUAGCUUGCUAUGUGAAUAAGUCAUGUAAAUAAAUGUAUUGUUUUUUCAUGUGAUUUAUGAAUAUCUAAAUAAACUAGUUGAUGUCAGAGGUAAUACUUUACAAACACAGGCUCGCACACACACAUACAUGCAUGUACAACACAACACAAACACAACACAGUACAUACAUACAUACAACUUAAGUACACACACGCACACACACACCACUUGGAAUGAACAAAACACAAAAUACAACAGAAUACACUUGAAAUAGCUUUACUGUGAUUUUAAUAGUGUAAUGUACCCUUUAGCUCGACUUUUCGAAGAAUAAAGUAGAGCUAUUGCACUCGCCCCGGCGUCGGCGUCGCCGUUGGUUAAACUUUCAAACUUAAAGUUUUUUGAUAAAGUCAAAUAUCUUUCUUACUAUAAAUGCUAUUGACUUGAAACUAAAAAUAGUUAUUUACCGGUACUAUCAAAGUCUACACCAUGAGAAACAAUCCCCAUUACUCUGCUUUAAAUUUUGAUGGAAUUAUGCCUCUUUUUUAACUUAGAAAUUUUGGUUAAAGUUUUUGAUAAAGUCAAGUCAAAUAUCUGUUACUAUCAAGGCUAUUGACUUGAAACUUAAAAUACUUAUUUACCAUCCCUGGAGAAACAAUCCCCAUAACUCUGAUUUGAAUUUUGACAUAAUUAUGCCCCUUUUUAACUUAGUAUUUUGGUUAAAGAUUUUGAUAAAGUCAAAUAUCUCUGUUACUAUCAAAGCUUUUGGCUUGAAAUUUAAAAUACUUACCAUUAAAGUCUACACCAGAAGAAACAAUACCCAUAACUCUUAUGCCCCUUUUUAACUUAGAAUUUUUUGUUAAAGGUCAAUAUCUUUGUUACUAUUAGAGCUUUUGACUUGAAACUCUAAAUAGUUAUUUACAAUCAAGGUCUACACCAGGAAACACAAUUCCCAUAACUCUGAUUAGAGUUCUGUCCCUUUUUAACUUGGAAUGUUUUUUUUACUGGCAAAGCUCUCAUUUAGAGUCAAGCACUGUCUUAUGGACAAAGUCGAGCGCGCUGUCUUACGGACAGCUUUUGUUUUUUAGAUAGUCUCUUGUAAUUCUAUAUAGAAUGGCCAUUUACUGAUGAUAUAUAUGAUUUUUAUUGUUUGUAUAUAUGUAUAAAAUGGAUGAGACUCAAAUAAAAUAAUAUAAAAAAGUAAACAUCAUACCCAGUUGU